UUUCUCACACAGUUGCUCACCCGAACCCUUUUCUCUCCUCUCCUCCGUGUCGCUGCCAUUCGCCUUCUCCGCUCUUACUCGCACACACUCUCUCCGCUUAGGUCUUCAUCUUUCUUCCUCUUCGUCGUCGCUCGCCUGUGGCAUUCUUCCGAACGCUUCGUCCUUAUCGAUUCUCCAGUCUCUCCGUCUCUUCUUAGGGUUUCUAGGGUUCCUUGAUUUCAACCGGGAGAUCGAGGUCGGCGAGCGAGACUGAGCGACAAGUGAGUUGACAAUCUAGGGCAUUGGUUGGUUGGGACGUUGGGCGCCCGCUGGUCCUCUGCCUUGGGAGCUCUUGAGUUGUUUGAUCGGGCGGGGAUCGGAGGGAUUCGGCGGCGUUUUGAUCUGCAAAUUGCUGGAGGGGCUCUUCUAGUGGUGCUCGGAUUUUUGCGGUUAAUGACAAACCUUCUUGGGGAGGCUUGGUUCUUCAGGUGUCUCUCUUUGGUUGCUAGUGCUGAUGGUGAGGUGCUAUAACCUGAAGCAAGACUAUGAAUCUCUUCUCUGGUGGCUAAAGCAUUAGCUACCAUGGUUGCUAGUAUUACAUAGCCAUUUAUUGUCUUUAGAAACCCCAGCCACAAUGCCUUCAUGGUGGGGGAAAUUGUCUUCUAAGGAUGUGAAGAAGAACACAAAGGAAAAUUUUAUUGACACAUUACACCGUUUUAUUAGUUCAACUGAACAAAAAAGCACUACAAAAUCAAGGGGAAGUCGACGGCGAAAAAGUGACACUUCAGAAAAGGCAUCCAGAUCAAGAACAGAAUCACGAUCUACAUCACCUUCUGCACAAGUGUCCCGGUGUCAGAGUUUCGGAGGCAGGUCAAAUUCCCAACCACUUCCUCUACCCGGGCUGUGUUCAGGCAUAUCAUGCAAGCCCUCUGAGGUCAUUACAUCGAAGUCGAUCCUAGAAGAGCGCGGAAAAUCACAGCUGCGUUUACCACUUCCAAGACCUAACCACAUUUCAAAAAGACCAGAUACUGCUGAGCUUGAUGGAGGUGUAGCUACCACCUCUAUUUCUAGUAAUUGCUCUAUUGAUAGUGACGAUGCAGCAGAUUCUGAACUUCACAGCCCAGUCAAUGACUUUUUAAAAAGCAAUAGAGCUGUUACAAGCAACCAUAGCGUGGGGCGCAAGGACCCAUGUCCUGCGACACAAUGCAAACCAAGAGAGAUGAUGAAAUCCACAAAUUUCUUACUUGGGAACCAUAUUUUAUCUGCACCAUCUAAGCAGAGUUUUCAGAACAAUUUCCAAUCAAAUAUACAAAUUCCUCGACAUGGUGCUUUUGCAAGUGCACCAGAUAGUUCAUUGUCAAGUCCCUCGAGAAGUCCUAUGAGAGUUGUAUUCCCUGAGCAGAUCCCAACAUCAGCCAUUUGGGCGACAAAGCCGCAACAAGAUUUGACUUUUUUUGGAUCUGGCCAGUGCUCAAGUCCAGGUUCAGGUCAGACUUCUGGGCAUAAUUCAAUGGGAGGAGACAUGCUUGGACAGUUCUGGCAACAUAGUAGAGGUAGUCCAGAGUGCUCUCCAAUACCAAGCCCAAGAAUGCUGAGUCCUGGUCCUAGUUCUAGGAUACAUAGUGGAACCGUCUCUCCACUGCAUCCACGGGCUGUAGGAACAGCACCAGAGUCACCAACAAGGCGGCAUGAUGAGGGGAAGAAAGAAAGCCACAGAUUGCCACUGCCGCCAAAAAAUAUAUCUAUCAGUGCUACUUUUCCUCCACAUAAUUCAACCACAAAUUCUUCAAUGUCAGUAGUACGCAGUCCUGGAAGGACAGAUAAUCCCACAAGUCCUGGAUCAAAGUGGAAGAAGGGAAAAUUAAUUGGACGUGGUACAUUUGGACAUGUUUAUAUUGGUUUUAACAGUGAGAGUGGUGAAAUGUGUGCAAUGAAGGAGGUUACCCUGUUCAUGGAUGAUGCUAAGUCAAAAGAAAGCGCAAAACAGUUGGGGCAAGAAAUAUCCCUCUUAAGUCGGCUACAGCAUCCAAAUAUUGUGCAAUAUUAUGGUUGUGAGAUGAUUGAUGACAAGCUUUAUAUUUACUUGGAAUAUGUAUCUGGUGGUUCCAUACAUAAGCUACUUCAAGAGUAUGGGCCACUUGGUGAACCAGCAAUUAGGAGUUAUACGCAACAAAUUCUUUCAGGUUUAGCAUAUUUGCAUGCAAAGAACACUGUUCACAGGGACAUCAAAGGUGCAAAUAUAUUGGUAGAUCCAAAUGGCCGGGUCAAGCUGGCAGACUUCGGGAUGGCAAAACAUAUUACUGGACAAUCUUGUCCCUUGUCAUUCAAGGGAAGUCCUUACUGGAUGGCUCCUGAGGUCAUAAAGAACUCAAAUGGCUGCAAUCUUGCUGUGGACGUAUGGAGCCUAGGGUGCACUGUCUUGGAGAUGGUUACAUCAAAACCACCUUGGAGCCAAUAUGAAGGGAUUGCAGCCAUGUUCAAGAUUGGAAAUAGUAAGGAGCUGCCACCGAUCCCUGAUCAUCUUUCUGUUGAUGGCAAAGAUUUUAUAGGAAAAUGUCUUCAACGUGAUCCAUCCAAGCGUCCAACUGCAUUUGAACUGUUACAACAUCCAUUUGUUAACAGUGCAGCCUUGAUAGAAAAAUCCAUCUUUAGUUCCCAACCUGUGCAACAACUGAUAGGUGUUUCAAGUGGAGCAUGUAUCAAGGGUGUUGGUCAUGCAAGAAAUCUUUCUUCUUUGGAUGUGGAGGGAUUGGCAUUUCAUCGUUUAAGAGGUGGAAAAUCUACUAUUUUGUCUAGUAAUCCUGCAAGGUACAUAUCUUGCCCUGUCUCUCCCAUUGGAAGUCCUCUUCUGAACUCCAGGUCUCCCCGGCACAUCAGUGGACGAAUGUCCCCGUCUCCCAUCUCAAGCCCUAUGGCCACCUCAGGUGCAUCCACACCUCUGACAGGUGGCAAUGGUGCUGUUCCAUUCAACCAAUUGAAGCAAGUGGCUUAUCUUCAUGAUGGUCACGGAAGUUCAUCAAGAUCCAUGAAUGGUUGCUAUCCUAGCGGGGCUAUCUAUCAUGAACCCAAGGUGGAUCUCUUCCUUGGGAUGCAGCACAUGUUACCACGUCUUGGUGAAAGAAUGACAUCUGAAACUGACACUCUCAGCAUUCAGGUUGGUAGGGUGGGACAUGAUACUAUGAGAGAUCCUUGUGAGAGUCACUGGUUUUUAUCUGAUCACAUGUCAUAUCAGAUAUUGAGAGAUCAAAUGAAGCUUAAUCCAUCAGUAGAUCUUCGUUCUGUUUCUUCAAUGCAUAGCCGUAGAAAUGGUACAUAAACUCUUAAAUUUGAGCAUCAUAGUCAUGUCGGUCCUUGACCACAUUGCAGUCAUCUUGUAUGUUAAAUGCUGAACAUCGCAAACUUGCACCCAUAAAAUCAAUAUUUUAUAAAGUGAAGACACAAGCAAGGGAAGCAAGUUCUUAUCGUAAAUACUGUCCGUCAAGUGACACAAUGGUAAGUAUCAUGGUUUUUCUGAUUUGUUCUCUAUCAAAGCUUGUUGUUGGUAGAAAGAAGUUUUUUACUGACAGUCACAAUAUUGACUUAAUUUCAGAAUGUAUAUGCUUAUUUAAACUUGCUUUUCCUGAUUACGAGAUAAUAUGGCCUCUUUACUAAUUUGAGCUAAUAAUUGAUUUAUUUAACCUUUUGAUCAGAGACUUAUAACCAUGAAUUGUCUUUUCUAGUCAUAUGUGCAAGGGUUCUGCCAGUCAGUGAAAAUAAUCUUGGUUGAUAGGGAAUCCAUCUUGCAAACAAUUGCGUGAUUAUAAUCAGGUUCUUAUCUACUGUGCUUUGGUAGUGUUACAAAGAGGCUCAAAAGUAUUUGAAAUAUACUGCAAGUUUUGUAUACUUUUUUAUGUCAUACUGUUUGACCUUUCAGCUCAAAUGUAUGUGUAACUGAUACCCUGUAUUUUUUUAUUGCAUGAACAAAUAAGUAGUACUAGUUUUACAUUCCAGUGCUUUUAUCAGUGUUGACUACAGAUAUACUGACUCGAGAUAUGGCAAGUUGAACAAUUGACUGAGGAGAACUAAAUAUGCAGUUUCUUUGUUUGGAAAAACUUA
This is a messenger RNA of Musa acuminata AAA Group (dessert banana), 4074 nucleotides long. RefSeq names its product mitogen-activated protein kinase kinase kinase YODA-like. Lineage: Eukaryota; Viridiplantae; Streptophyta; Magnoliopsida; Zingiberales; Musaceae. The coding region runs from base 614 to 3295 and encodes 893 amino acids. Gene Ontology annotation, molecular function: ATP binding; protein kinase activity. Gene Ontology annotation, biological process: protein phosphorylation. The record is from RefSeq and is a predicted model, not a curated record. The transcript is spliced from 12 exons.